CAUUCGGAAAGAUGCACAAAGCAUAUACACCCCACUAUCAGCUGUUUCUGGAGGAAGGAAGAACCUGAAGAUGUGUGUGCGUGUUGCUCACAUUUGGUUAAUUCCAGCUAAAAAAGAUCCAACUAACAUCAUAUUCAUGAACAUGUUGCUGGUGGAUGCAAAGGGUGGACGUAUCCACGCCACAGUUAGAAAGGAUUUGGUGGCAAGAUUCAGGUCAAUGGUUGAGGAAGGGGCUACAUAUGAGCUUCACAAUGCAAUCGUCGGUAUUAAUGAAGGUCCAUAUAAGAUAACUUCCCACAAACACAAACUUGGUAUGCUGCACAACUCAAGUUUUACCAAAAAAGACUUACCUACUAUCCCUAUCAAUGUUUUUUAGUUCAUGUCAUUCAAUGAAAUCCUCUCUUCAAAUGUCGAGGAGACAUCUGCUGAUGUUAUUGGUCAUGUAAUUGAAAGGGGUGAUGUAAAGGAAACUGAAAAUGAGGGCAGGAAGAGCAAAGUGAUUGAUCUCACUUUGCAAGAUUUGGAGAACAACCGUUUGCAUUGCUCUCUUUGGGGUGAACAUGCUGACAAAAUUGUGAGCUUUUUUGUUAACCACGACAACUCUUCUCCUGUUGUAUUGAUAUUGCAGUUUUGCAAGACACGCAAAUAUUUAGGUGCAAUGGGGAUUGUUAAUGCGUUUUAUGGGACUAAAUUGAUACUUAAAUUUACCUGAAGUUGCUACAUACAU
Messenger RNA from Medicago truncatula (barrel medic), 727 nucleotides. RefSeq lists its product as uncharacterized. The record is from RefSeq and is a predicted model, not a curated record. Bases 380 to 712 code for a protein of 110 amino acids. NCBI's taxonomy places the organism in Eukaryota, Viridiplantae, Streptophyta, Magnoliopsida, Fabales, Fabaceae. The transcript is spliced from 6 exons.